ACGGUGACACCGGCAGUCGGAGCGCGGCCAUGGAGCGCGGCGGGGAGAGGGGCUUCCUGCCGGCCUUCGCACACUUCGCCACGCAGGCCAUCCACGCCGGGCAGGAACCCGAGCAGUGGCGCUCGGCCGCCGUGGUGCCGCCCAUCUCCCUCUCCACCACCUUCAAGCAGCAGGCGCCCGGGCAGCACGCGGGCUAUGAAUACAGCCGGAGUGGAAACCCCACCCGGAACUGCCUGGAGACGGCUGUGGCAGCGCUGGACGGAGCUAAGUACUGUUUAGCUUAUGCUUCUGGCUUAGCUGCUACUUUGAAUAUUACUCACCUGUUAAAGGCCGGGGAUACUAUCAUCUGCAUGGAUGAUGUCUACGGAGGCACAAACAGGUACUUCAGGAAAGUAGCCAUGAAAAUGGGUUUGAACAUCGUUUUUGUUGACUGCACAAAAAUGGAACAGCUGGAAGCUGCAAUUACACCCGAGACCAAGCUCGUUUGGAUCGAAACACCCACCAACCCCACGCUGAAGGUCAUUGACAUUCGGGCCUGUGCAGAUGUGGUCCACAAGCACAAAGAUGUUCUUCUGGUGGUAGACAACACUUUUAUGUCUGCCUAUUUCCAGCGUCCUUUGUCUCUGGGGGCUGAUAUUUGUAUGUAUUCUGCAACCAAGUACAUGAAUGGGCAUAGUGAUGUUGUAAUGGGACUUGUUUCAGUAAACUGUGACGACCUCUACGAAAGGCUCAAGUUCUUACAGAACUCUCUGGGAGCUGUCCCGUCUCCCUUUGACUGUUACCUCUGCAAUCGUGGUUUGAAGACCCUCCAAAUCCGGAUGAAACAACAUUUCCACAACGGGUUGGCUGUGGCUCGCUUUCUGGAGUCAGAUCCCCGGGUGGAGAAGGUCAUUUUCCCAGGCUUGCCCUCCCACCCCCAGCACGAGCUGAUGAAGCGGCAGUGCACGGGCUGUCCAGGCAUGAUCACCUUCUACAUCAAAGGGAAUCUCAAACACGCUACCACCUUCCUCAAGAAUCUAAAGGUUUUCACACUGGCCGAGAGCCUGGGAGGGUAUGAAAGCCUGGCAGAGCAUCCGGCCAUCAUGACUCACGCCUCGGUGCCUAAAGAAGAUAGAGAAGCUCUUGGAAUCAGUGAUACAUUAAUUCGCCUGUCGGUUGGUUUGGAAGAUGAAGAAGAUUUACUGGAAGACAUUGACCAAGCUCUGAAAGCUGCGUUUGGAGGCCAUAAGCCUUGAUGUUUAAGACUGGGACUUGGAACUGGAUGCUGAAACGCCUGGAGAAGAUGACACGAAAAGCCAAAUUGCUCUUGAUUUCCCUUUGAUUUGCCUUUGAGAAUUGCAAUCUGUUGGAUCCGGUGCUGGAUUCGGGGAGUUCUCGCUGUGGUGCCGUCGGGUUUGUCCUGCUGCUGUCUGGCUGUGCGUGGAGCUGUGCUUCCCAGCCCCUGCUCUCCCUGUCCUGCUGGGAUCCCUGGGGAUUUCUGGGGUCAGACAGUUGGGGUUGAGCCCAGCCAUGAUGCACGCUCAGGGAUAUUAUCCCCAUUUUCUCAGCAGAGAUCAGUGGUUCCCCAUAGUGGUGCUGCAAAGUUAGGUCAAGAGGAUUGGUUUCUGUCGCUGCUCUUCAGGAUGCACUGUUAAUUUCUCUUAAAAUGUCUUAAAUUUUCCUAAAAUCUCUUCUAAUCCAACUUAAAAAUUGUUGAAUUAACUUAGAUUUUUUUUUUUUAAUUGGGUUGGAAAUGUAGUUAAAUGCUUUCUCACCUGUUGCUAUUUUAUGGAGUAUUCAAAACGCAGCGAAAUCCAAUGCCUGGUAAAUAAUAGGAACUUCCUAAAGAGGCUCCUUUCCCUUUAAAAAAAAAAAAUAAUCAUGUAAUGUUGAUUAUGGCAAUGAUUUGGUUUAUAUUUGGAAUAGGAAUCAUUUUAAUUAAAAUAUGCUUUGAGUUUCCCUGAUGUA
Messenger RNA from Calidris pugnax (ruff), 1947 nucleotides. It is a transcript of the gene CTH, whose product is annotated as cystathionine gamma-lyase. Gene Ontology annotation, molecular function: cystathionine gamma-lyase activity; pyridoxal phosphate binding. The transcript has 12 exons. The record is from RefSeq and is a predicted model, not a curated record. Gene Ontology annotation, cellular component: cytoplasm. Gene Ontology annotation, biological process: transsulfuration. NCBI's taxonomy places the organism in Eukaryota, Metazoa, Chordata, Aves, Charadriiformes, Scolopacidae. Bases 30 to 1235 code for a protein of 401 amino acids.